Gasterosteus aculeatus aculeatus (three-spined stickleback) is the source of this 4799-nucleotide messenger RNA. The record is from RefSeq and is a predicted model, not a curated record. NCBI's taxonomy places the organism in Eukaryota, Metazoa, Chordata, Actinopteri, Perciformes, Gasterosteidae.
ACUGUGUGUCAUACUUACUUCUGUUCGUUAUUAAAACCCUACAUCUGCCUUCGUUUUUUAGAAGAAAACAAAAAUAUGUGUGCAUAUAUGACAUAUUUCUCUCCCACGGGCUUGUUCUCAACGGACAAGACUGGAACCAGGAUUUCAUGCCUCUACUAUCGUCUCCGCUGCAUGAAGCUAGAACGUUGCGCUCUGGGACGACCUUUCUCCCGUCUCAAUCCACUGAGCUCCAGAGGGGGACGGCGGCUGGUUGGAGACAGACGUCCACCUGCAGACGGUGUCCACCAGGGGUCUCAGUUCACUGGAGCCCAUCAGAUUGUAACCUCCACAGACGCGUCCUGUGACUUCUCUCGAUGUGUGUGAUGAGUUGUGUGAUUUGAAUUUGGUUGGUCGGUUCUUUUUUAGAGAAGACCAUAGAUAAAAAUGUAUUUAAUAAAACUCAAGGAAAUGUACUCUAUUUAAUCCAGUUUAUUGUGUUGAUUCCUGAAUAAACUGUUUAUCUAACUGCCUGUUUCAGAGCACCGGAAAGGCCUUUUAUUGCCAUGCGACUGAGCGCUUUCAGGAUAAUUGGGUCAAAGUUUCAUACACAAGGGAGGCCUUCUAAUGACCAAUGCCCACACAAAGCCUGCCAAGUAGGCUGAACGAAAGAAAAACAAAACUAUUGUUGACCACCCGAGGAAUUCUCUCGGGAUUGAAGCACAGAGGAUGUGUGGUUAUUUCUGUGCAGAGACGUACUGGCGCCGCUGCGAGCAUCUCUGGACAUUUUACAUAUUUGCUUCCUGUCCAGAUUUCGGAGAUGGAAUUACGGAGGCUGCGUACUCAAGGAGGUCACUGUAUGGACUGUACCCGUAUAAGUACAGCAUGAUGGGCAUGGAGAACCUGGGCGAUCCAUCAGCUAACUGGGAUAUAGUUGAGACCAUUGGUAAAGGAACAUAUGGGAAAGUCUACAGAGUGACCAACAAGACGGACGGGAGUCAGGCGGCAGUAAAAGUCCUGGACCCGAUCAAUGAUGUGGACGAGGAAAUUGAGGCUGAAUACAACAUCUUGAGGUCCCUAUCCAACCACCCUAACGUGGUGAAGUUUUUCGGCAUGUUCUACAAGUCUGACAAGUUAUCAGGUGGACAACUCUGGCUGGUGCUUGAGCUGUGCAACGGCGGCUCUGUCACAGAGCUCAUCAAAGGCCUGCUCGUGCGAGGCCAGCGUCUGCUGGAGCCGGUUAUCUCGUACAUCUUGUGCAGUGCCCUGUUGGGUCUUCAGCAUUUGCACAACAACCGAAUUAUCCACCGUGACGUCAAAGGCAACAACAUCCUCCUGACAACCGAGGGAGGAGUCAAACUGGUUGACUUUGGUGUUUCUGCUCAACUGACCAGUGCACGACUGCGGAGGAACACAUCAGUCGGGACUCCGUUUUGGAUGGCGCCUGAGGUCAUCGCCUGUGAACAGCAGUACGACUACUCCUACGAUGCCCGCUGUGAUGUGUGGUCGCUCGGCAUUACAGCCAUCGAGCUGGCAGAUGGAGACCCGCCGCUGGCUGAGUUGCAUCCGGUUAAAGCCCUCUUCAAAAUCCCCCGAAAUCCUUCCCCUACGUUAAGAAAUCCAGAGCAGUGGUGCAGAAGUUUUUGCCAUUUCAUCGGCCAGUGUCUGAUUAAGGAUUUUGAAGCACGUCCGUCUGUGACCCACCUCCUGGAGCAUCCCUUCAUCAAGCAGGCCCACGGCAAGGACGUGGCACUACCGCAGCAGUUAGCUGCUCUCAUCCAGGAGCAGCAAGACCUGGGCUGCAAAACCAAGACCAAGCACGAGCGGAUCAAUACCCGUAAAACCCUGAUAAUAGAGAGCUCGCCCGAUGAUGAUCUGGUAAACUUGGAGUUCCUAGAUGAGGAGAUAAUAAUCAGCCAUCUCCAGAAGAGAUAUGACGAGCUGCAGGUGUACACUUAUGUUGGUGACAUCCUCAUUGCUCUCAAUCCUUUCCAGAAUCUCAGCAUCUACUCUCCCCAGUUCUCUAAGCUGUACCACGGUGUGAAGCGGGCCGAUAACCCUCCACACAUCUUCGCUACGGCAGAUGCAGCCUAUCGAGGCAUGGUGACGUUCUGCAAAGACCAGUGCAUCAUAAUCAGUGGGGAGAGCGGUGCCGGGAAAACGGAGAGCGCUCAUUUGAUCGUCCAGCACCUCACCUUCUUGGGAAAGGCGAACAAUCGGACGCUGCGUGAGAAGAUCCUGCAGGUGAACCCCCUCGUAGAGGCCUUCGGAAACGCCUGCACGGCAAUAAAUGACAACUCCAGCCGCUUCGGCAAAUACCUGGAGAUGAAGUUCACACCCACCGGAGCGGUUAUCGGGGCCAAGAUUUCAGAGUACCUGCUGGAGAAGUCGAGGGUCAUUAAACAGGCUACGGGGGAGAAAAAUUUCCACAUAUUUUAUUAUAUAUAUGCGGGGCUUUAUCACCAAGACAAGCUGAGGACUUUCAGGCUGCCGAGCAGAACCCCUCCCAGGUAUAUUGACAGCCAGCACUGCAAAGUGAUGCAUGACAUCGUCUCGAGCAAACUGUAUGCGGAGCAGUUUGACGCCAUUCAGGAGUGCUUCCGAAAUAUCGGCUUUACCGAAGAGGAGGUCAACUCUGUUUACAGGAUUCUCUCAGCCAUUUUGAACACCGGCAACAUUGAAUUUGCUUCCAUCACGUCCCAACACCAGACUGAUAAGAGUGAAGUCCCUAAUUCAGAGUCCUUAGAUAACGCUGCUUCUCUCCUCUGCAUCGGCCCCGAGGAGCUCCAGGAGGCGCUGACCUCUCAGUGUGUGGUCACCAGGGGCGAGACCAUCAUCCGCACCAACACGGUGGACAAAGCCGCCGACGUCCGGGACGCCAUGUCCAAGGCCUUGUACGGACGCCUCUUCAGCUGGAUAGUCAACCGCAUCAACACCCUGCUGCAGCCCGACAUGAAUAUCUGUGCCGCAGAGAGCGGCAUGAAUGUGGGAAUCCUGGACAUCUUUGGAUUUGAAAACUUCAAGAAGAAUUCGUUUGAGCAAUUGUGUAUCAACAUCGCGAACGAGCAGAUUCAGUUUUACUUCAACCAGCACAUAUUUGCCCUCGAACAGAAACUGAUUAUUCUGAAAGCACAGGACAGACUCUUCCCUCAGGCCACCGACCAGACGUUAGUGGAUAAAUUUGAGGACAACUUGCGCUGCAAGUACUUCUGGAUACCGAAACGUGUGGAGCUUUGUUUUGGGAUUCAGCAUUACGCAGGAAAGGUAAUGUACAACGUCAAUGGUUUUUUGGAGAAGAACAGAGACACUCUUCCUGCGGACAUUGUUGUAGUCCUGAGGACAUCAGAGAACAAACUCCUGCAGCAGCUGUUCUCCAGCCCCUUAACUAAAACAGGAAAUCUGGCGACGUCCAGAGCCAGGGUCACUGCCGCCUCCAGGUCCCUGCCGCCGCGGCUCGGCUCCGGACGCUCCAAGUCUCCCAAAUACCUGUUGAAGAUGGACACCAUGGAGAUGAUGCGUCACCCAGAAGACACCACCAACAUGAGGAGACAGACCGUGGCCUCCUAUUUCCGUUACUCCCUGAUGGACCUGCUGUCCAAGAUGGUGGUGGGUCAGCCACACUUUGUGCGCUGCAUCAAACCCAACGAUGACAGGCGGGCGCUGCGCUUCGGCAAGGAGCGGGUGAUGGUGCAGCUGCGCUACACCGGCAUCCUGGAGACGGUGAACAUCCGUCGGCAAGGCUUCUCCCACCGCAUCCCGUUUGAGGAGUUUGUCAACAGAUAUUACUACCUGGCGUUUCGGGCUCACCAGAUGCCCUCAACCAACAAGGAGAACGUUGUUGCAAUCCUGGAGCGAGCCAAACUGGAAGCCUGGGUGCUCGGGAAGACAAAGGUCUUUCUCAGGUACUACCAUGUGGAGCAGCUCAACCUGCUGCUGAGAGAGGUGAUCGCUCGGGUGGUGGUGAUCCAAGCGUUCACCAAAGGCUGGCUCGGCGCAAGACGUUACCGGAAACAGACGCAGAAGAGAAACCGCGGGGCCGUCGUCAUCCAGUCAGCCUGGAGGGGCCAUGUUGCUCGGAAGAACGUCAAGCAGAUAAAAAAGGAGCGUCAAGAGGCCGCGAUCUGCAUUCAGUCAGCCUACAGGGGCCAUCAGGUGCGUCGGUGCAACGGACGCGGCGAUCCGCCCGAGGCCGGAGGGGAGACCACCGAGGAGGAGCACACGGGGACCAAGUGCAACAAGGAACGCGCGGAUCACACACAUGGAGGAAAUGUUGGCCUUGACAGCCGAGACAGACAGGCGAAAGACAUCAAGAGAGACAAAGGCAGAGCAGAAGACGGUGCAACGAAGCCUUGCCGGGAGACAGCCAGACUGCGAGACGCGCAGUGUAAACAAGGUCCAGUGAUGAAGCUGCAGCAGAGGACUCCUCGCCGGCGGGGCCAGCAGCCCAAGCUGCUCAACAGCCCCGAAGAUAGCCUGUACUACAACCAGCUAAAUAGAACUCUGGAUUACCAGGGGAGCAAGAGGAAGCCGAGAAAACUUGGUCAAAUCAAACUGCUGGAUGGAGAAGAUGAGUACUACAAAUUACUGUCAACCGCCGAGUCAAUCCCCGAGGAGGAGACAGACCGCCCCCCCUCCCGCCCUUUCUAGUGGGCCUCUCGUCAGUCAGAGCUGAGCCUUACAACCAUGUCAGCCGAUUGCCUUUGUCAACUUUGAACAGGAUCCAAACAAAGCUCCGCACUCUGUUGAUAUAUAUUGUAAAUGCAUAUUUAUUUCUAGUAAACAGAAAUUUUAUAUGAGUCAAAUAAAUGGGUUCAAACCACUGA